UUUUCAGAAUGAAAGUGUUACCCUUGGAACGGAAUCUUGAAACGCCACCUCAUCUGACUACACGUCUUCUUGCAACGUCCGUAGUUGCUACGUUUGCCGGUGGUUUUCAUUUUGGAUACUUGAUCUCGGCAGUCAAUCCGUUAUCUGAAAUUCUCCAGCAAUUCAUAGUAGAUAAUUUACAAAAUCGUUAUUCAUAUGAACUCUCAUCAUCUCAGCUUUCAUUGAUAUGGUCUUCUCUAGCUGGAUGUUUAUUUAUUGGAGCCAUGAUUGGAGCAUAUAUUUCAAUUUUCCUAUUACAAUCAAUUGGGCCACGAAAUAGUCUUCUUUUGGCUGCUAUUUUACAAUUAUUCUCUGCGCCAGUAUUUGGUCUGGCAUAUUCAUUGAGAUUAUGUGAACUUUUACCUAUUUCGAGAAUCCUUUCUGGUAUUGCAUUUGCAAUUGGAAUAUCUGCACAAGGUGUAUUUUUAACAGAGAUUAGUCCAGCCAAGUUCCGUGGUUUAACCAACUCUCUUAGCGGUCUCAUCGGAAAUUGUGCAUUCCUCUUAGCAGCAACUCUUGGAACCCCAUAUGUACUAGGAACAGUAACCCAGUGGAAAUAUAUUUUUUUUAUUGAAACAAUACCAUGUGUACUACACAUUUUGGUAAAUAUCACAACAUUCCAUGAUAGUCCUACAUACUUACUAUCAAUCGGAAAGAUUUCUGAAGGAGAAUCGGCUAUAAAAGUGUAUUAUGGUGAAACAUGUCAUAUCAAGAAAAUUAUGGAAGAUUUGAGAAUUAUCGAUAAUGGAGUGAAAGAAAAGAGCCUUCGACAAAUUUUGAAGGAUAAGGGAUGUGCACAAGCAUUGUCACUUGCUGUUGCUAUCAACUUUUCAGUAGCUUUUAGUGGUAUUGUUGCCAUCUCAUUCUUCGGGACGUUUUUAUUACAAACAAUUGGAUUUUCACCAGAGGGAUCCGCAGUGGCAAACAGUUUAUGCAGUUUUGCAUCGAUAGUUUCAGCACUACUAGCUGCCAUAGCUAUGGAUAAGAUUGGCCGUCGUCCACUUCUUAUCACAUCUCUUUUAGUUCUUGCUCUUAUAAAUAUUUUUAUGAUGUCCCUGGUAUUCUUAUACGACUCUACGAAAGAUUCAUUCCUCGCUUGGCCAUUUUUGGCAUUAUUUGUAUUAUUCACAUUUGUUUUUAGCAUUGGAAUUGGACCGGCUGCAGUCUUCAUUGGAGCAGAACUUGCUCCACCUGGAACCAUUUCUAAAAUGCAGAGUUAUAGCACUUCCGUACAAUUUGCCGGAUCUUUUAUUUGUCCAAUCAUUUAUCUCCAACUAGUCGAAUCUAUUGGCGGAUUUGCAUUUAUGUUAUUUAUUGUUCCACUUACAAUCACAGCAGCCUAUUUUUAUAUGUACCUUCCUGAAACCAAAGGAAAAUCUCCGGUGGAAAUAUAUGGGCUUCUUCAAUGAUAAAUAUCACGGUUUUUACUUUUUCCUAUGCUUUAGAUUUCAUCAAAGUUACCGGUGUUCUUUAAAUAUUCUCAAAAAAAUAAGUAAACUGUAGUAUACAAA
Messenger RNA from Caenorhabditis elegans, 1550 nucleotides. RefSeq names its product Major facilitator superfamily (MFS) profile domain-containing protein (gene K08H10.6). The record is from RefSeq and is marked reviewed. Gene Ontology annotation, biological process: hexose transmembrane transport; transmembrane transport. Lineage: Eukaryota; Metazoa; Nematoda; Chromadorea; Rhabditida; Rhabditidae. The transcript is spliced from 7 exons. Bases 9 to 1448 code for a protein of 479 amino acids. Gene Ontology annotation, cellular component: membrane. Gene Ontology annotation, molecular function: transmembrane transporter activity.